CCAAUUGGUUCAUUUGAAAAUAACAUGCACGCAACCCCGCCAUUUAAAUGUUUUAAAAGUCGUGUGUUUCCUCAGUUUAUCCUAAGUGUGGACUUAGUGAAAGGAGUUUUAGCUACACGGCCCGUCGACUGUUGUUGUUUCUUUUAAGGUGACUUUAAAUAAGCAUCAUGGGAUCCAGCGAGAGCAAGAUGGUUGCAUGUGCACCAAUAAAAGCAGAACCAGCCAUCAAAAACAGUCGCAUCAGUCAUAUCAUAGAUCCACGCUCUCCUUCAGCAGGUAUUGAUCGCACUCCUAUUCAGGUUGUUGGGCUUGUGUCCAAAACUUCUGCUGUGGUGAAAAGUGAGUGUCCACUGGCAUUCACUGAUCCCCGCUCACCUACAGUUGGCAUCACCCGCACCCCCGUCAGAGAAGUCAUGAGAGCAACCGUUGGGUCCUUUGCUCGCCGCCUGGGCAUGCUUUUCCACAAUGAGACCGAAGGCAAAAUCCCUGAAGCCCCUCAGAAACGUUUCAGUGAUGCUGUGGAGGAGGAGGAGGAGGUCUUCAAGAAUGAGGAGCUGGCUUCCACUGAGCCCCUCCUGAUUCCUCAGUCUUCCCUCACCUUCAGCUCCCUGGCAGAGCAUGCUAACCUCCUCGCCACUCCUGUGCAGCAGCCCCUGCAGAGUGUGGGCAACUCAAGCCCCUUUGUGCUUCUUGAGGAACCCCAGGUGGAGGUAGCAAUAGAUACCGAGGCGGAUAUUACCCUGGAGGAGGCAGAAGAAGCAAGAGAGUCUCCUCUUCACAAGAGACUGAGCAUGAGCCUGAUAACUUGCCAUGAGGGAGCAACCUCAUCACAGAUCUUUGCUGAGGUGCACUGUGAGAGUACUUCUUCUCCAGUACCUAGUGUGGAAGUGAAGCCACUCGGGAAUGGCGUGGAUCACUCUUAUGCCCUUCCCUCUAUCACCGUUGAACCAGAGUCCCUUGUUGAGCCUUCCCUAACCAAUGAUCCAGAUGAUUCCCCAGUUCAGACAUCCUCUGUACAGCCAGAGGAAGCAGUACAGCCUUCUGAAAAAACAAAACAGCUUGUUAAAGAAUCUUCUUUGCCUCCUGCAUCCACUUCAUCAGAGCCACCAACAGUACCCAGCCCAGAGCAGCCACAGGUUUGCACCGGUAUCCGUUGCCCCACCUUUGACUCUAAGAGUCCCAGUCAGGUGGUGUUCAAGCCUCAGUGGUUGGGGAAGGGCUUUGGUGCCUCUGGGCUAAGAGCCAGAGGAAUGCAGGUGCAGGGUGGAAAAGGAGGCUCCUCUCCUCUUGCUGUCCGUGUGGCUGUUAAGAAUGCAAGCAAUGAAAACAAGGGACAGUCUGGAAAACUGAAGCAGAAAGGUACUGAAGGCCGCUCUCCACUGCAGAUCCUUAAGGAGACCAACUCACCCAGGGACCAGCGUUCUCAGAUGAAGCUGAAGGUGUCCACCCCAGAUAAGCAGCGGCGUGGACAGAUGGACCGCAGAGUGUUGGCAGUGGCUCUGGAUAAGGAGAACAGAUGAUACAUUGCAGCAGUGUGUACAGAUUCCUGCCACUUUUAUAUCUCUCAAACUUUUAUGUGUACAGUUUUCUUAAGCUGAUUUUGUCUUGUGUGUGUCUGGUAUAUUACUUUUAACUGCCAGUUUGUGCAGUUUUAUACCCUGUUUUGUCCUUUUGUAAAUAUUAAUAAAAUUAUUUGCAUUCA
Lates calcarifer (barramundi perch) is the source of this 1702-nucleotide messenger RNA. It is a transcript of the gene cdca3, whose product is annotated as cell division cycle associated 3. The transcript has 6 exons. The record is from RefSeq and is a predicted model, not a curated record. The coding region runs from base 168 to 1520 and encodes 450 amino acids. Lineage: Eukaryota; Metazoa; Chordata; Actinopteri; Centropomidae.